Messenger RNA from Momordica charantia (bitter melon), 1498 nucleotides. Lineage: Eukaryota; Viridiplantae; Streptophyta; Magnoliopsida; Cucurbitales; Cucurbitaceae. The record is from RefSeq and is a predicted model, not a curated record.
UAUAUUGCAAUCUUGAACUGCGGGGCGAGCAGAGGCGGCCGAGUUGUAUGAAUCGAUUGACUCGUUUUCGAACUCAGCUCAACUCGUUCGAGUCACGACGGUUUCCCGUAACCGCCACCGUCAAAUCCCAUCUCCGGCGUCCCAAUCAUGCACUAACCUUUAAAACCCACCGCCAUUUUUCAACCCCAUUAAACCUCGGAAUUCUUUUCUCCGCAAACUCCGACCGCCCUCGUCGGCUUCCCCCUCUGCCCCAGGCGAUGGACCUGGUUUCUCCGGAAUCUGAUCCCCCUGCCGUGGAAGAUUUUGUUCACAUCGAGAACCCUAUUAUCGAGAGUUUGUGUGAGAGUAUUGUUAGUACUGCUGACGAACAGAUUAAUGACGCGGACUCUGUAAUUAUGCCGGAGGCCGAGGAGGGUUUGGCGGAGCAGAGGAGGGUCCUUCCGGAGGAGCUUUCUAGAAGCGUGAUGGUAUUGACGUGCGAGACCACUGAUGAAGGUGGCAUUUGUGACGUAUACCUAGUUGGAACAGCACAUGUUUCUCAAGAAUCGUGCAGAGAAGUUGAAGCUGUAAUCAGUUAUUUGAAACCUCAGGCUGUUUUCUUGGAAUUAUGCUCAAGCCGUGUGGCUGUCCUCACACCUCAGAAUUUGAAGGUACCAACUAUGGGAGAAAUGGUUGAAAUGUGGAAGAAAAAGCAUAACAUUUUUGGUAUACUUUACAGUUGGUUUCUUGCGAAGGUAGCCAACAAACUUGAAGUUUUUCCUGGUUCUGAGUUUCGUGUAGCCUAUGAAGAAGCAAUGAAGUAUGGUGGUAAGGUGAUUCUUGGUGAUCGUCCGGUACAGAUUACAAUACGGAGGGCAUGGGCGAAAAUGCCCCUUUGGCAUAAGAUAAAACUGCUUUACUCCUUUCUUUUCCAAGCAUUCUUUUUGCCUAGCCCCGAGGAACUAACCAAAAUGUUGAAGGAUAUGGAUGAUGUUGACAUGCUCACGCUCAUAAUUCAAGAAAUGAGCAAGGAAUUCCCCACAUUAAUGGACACCCUUGUGCACGAGCGAGAUCAGUACAUGUCAUCUACGUUACUGAGAGUAGCCAAGGAGCACCAUUCAGUUGUUGCAGUUGUGGGAAAAGGUCACCUUAGUGGAAUUAAGAAGAAUUGGCAGCAGCCUGUUACGCUCAAGGAUCUUCUGGAAAUGCCUGAGCAAAAACGAGUCCCCGUUGUGAAGAUUUUUACAUCCAUAGGUGUUGCAGUUGCUGGAGUUGCCAUCGUAUCGGGCAUCUACCUUGCUUGCAAAAAAUAGUCAUUGAAUUCACCUCCAAGAAGGGGACUUGGCCAAUGCCCACCUCAGCAAAGGAUGCUAUAAAUGAUCAACGAAUUUGCAGUUUAUACAAUUAAUUAUACCAUUGAAUGGUUCUGGACUUUUAGACGAGUCCUCGUUUGAGGUUUUGCUUUCACAGAAUAGUAAACACAGAUUUGCAAUAACAAAUCAAAUUUUUUUUUUCAUUA